CUGAUUUCAAUAAGAUUGAUGGCAAAGUUGACUCUUUUCCGGAUCUUUUAUGUUUGUUUGUUGUUGUUUUUUGUUUUGGUUUUUUCUUUAUAAUUUUGUUUCGGCUAUAUCUUGGGAGUGCGUUCGAGACCGCCGUAUCCAUAUUGUGUUUGUGCUCCGUUCUUAAAGUUGCGACUCACGAGUGAUGAGAACAUGUGUGCACGAACGUUUUCUGGUUGUCUUGUGUUCUGGUGGUGUAAGUUCUUGCACCUCGAACCCGUUCUCGUGAUGCGUACUCGGCGUUUGACAUCGGCAUGCAUUCGUAUUCGUGCCAAGAAUGACGGUCUCGAACGCACUCUGCCAGCGGAAGUCAGGUGUUUACCAUGGCCGACUACGAAAGUGUAUUGUGUGUGAAAAAUAACGUCCACGUAUUCAGAAUUCCUCCACGGCCCUCAAACAGGGGUUAUAGAGCAUCUGACUGGAAGCUUGAUGCACCAGACUGGAAUGGGAGGUUGAGGGUAGUGGCUAAAGGCAAAGAAUUAUUUAUCAAGCUGGAAGACAAAACCUCAGGGGAGCUGUUUGCCCAGUGCCCAGUGGAUAACCACCCAGGUACUGCUGUAGAGAGUGUUACAGAUUCCAGUCGAUAUUUUGUCAUCAGGAUCAAAGAUGAUGGUGGUCGCAGUGCUUUUAUAGGAAUUGGAUUUGAUGAUAGGAGCGAUUCUUUUGACUUAAAUGUAGCUCUACAGGAUCAUUUCAAGUGGUUGAAGAAAGAAGAGGAGGCCAAAGUAACAACUAAAGAAUUUGACAGUGGACCCAAAUUAGACCUUGGUUUUAAAGAGGGACAAACAAUCACUAUAAAUGUAGCAAAGACUAAGAAAGUGGGAUCUGAUACACCAACUUCCAAGCCUCGACCAAAAGGGACCAGCGCAGGAGGAAUAUUACCUCCCCCUCCUGGGGGAAUGAAAUUACCACCACCACCAGGUGGAGCUUUACCACAAACUUUUCCAUUGCCAUCUACUGGCGUUGUGUCACAAGCACAAGUGAACAAGAACUCUAAUAGUAAUGUUGAUCUGUUAGGUUUCGACUUUGGUGAUUCACCUAGUAGUAAAUCUUCAAAUGUAGCCCCAGUUCAACCUGUACAGACCAACAGUGAUCCAUGGGGAGAUUUCACAGGGGCAGGUAAAAAGGAACCCAUAAAUGGCAUCAACUGUUUCUUUACGGAGGACUCCUUCAACAAGUACUCGAGGCUACCAUCGACACUGGAAGAGAGACUUCUGAUGAAAAUUAAACAGAUCAAAGGAGAACCUGUUUGUCCAAGCACUGUACAGGUGCAAAGUCAUACUUCUUCUCCCAGAGAUGAGACUCCAGUGUUAGGGGAGAGUGUACAGAUUUUGUCUGACAGUACAACUGAACUCCCGACCGUACAGAGAGAAACCAAAACCCGAAGUACACCAAACCAGCAAAAAACGAAAAGGAAACUGGGAGCUGAACCACCAUAUGUAAAGAAAGUCCCCCCACCCAGGAAAUCCAGAUUCUCACAUGAUCAGCAGAAGCGCUUCGUGUACCUUUACAAGAAAUAUGCUCACAGAGCUUCAGUGGAUACAGUAGAAGAAGAGAGAAGUGAAAUUAGAGAACUACAGAUACUGACAAAUGAAGUUCUUGAAGAGCAGAAAGAGUUCCAGGAAUUUCAGGAGGUGUUAGCCAAUACAUCUCAUAAAACAGACUACACCUACAUGCAUCCUGCCACCAGGGCUUACACGGAGGAUUAUAUCCAGAGUCGAAAGAAGGAGGUAGAAUUAUACCCAAAAUAUUACAAUGCAGAAACAUCUUUUAAGAUUGACGGUGAAGGGCAGUCCUCUAAGAUGGUGUACAUAAAGCCUCUUCUUCAACUGGGAAUUGUACCAAAGAUGAUCCUCCCAUCUGUGGCCCAACAGCUGAAGCCAGAACUACCGCUGGACUCACCUGCAAUCAGUCAGCAGUAUCCAGUGUCUAAAAAUAGAAAUCACAAACCAGGAGCCUGGAAUCAUGAGCCCUGUAGCAUGGACGACAAUGCCGCACACCUGGCUGUAGGGAACCGAGCACACAUUGUGAUAUCUUCAGGAGCUCUGCAGUGUUUGGUAGACAACCAUGCCCCCAAACAUCUGGAGGACUGGGAAAUGCCAGUCACUGUAAGGGACUACCCACUCAAAGAGGGUGAUAAAGUUAUUGUUCACAGAGUUGUGUUCAUAGACAGACCUUUUUUAAAACCACAGUUGACAUCCAAAGACAAAAACACAAAAUUCUUCAAGUGUGCUCUGAAGGCUUUCAUAGCAAAACCUUCACAGAAGGGCCAUGUGUUUAGUAAAAUUGAAAAUUCUCAAACAGAUACAAAGCCUGUUGGACCAACUCCUGCAGAUAAUGCACAGAGCUCCACAAUACCUACUAGUAAAGCUUUGAUUGAAAAUGUAGGGAAAGGUCGUACUGUAACAAAAGAGGAGCCAUUUUCUACUGAAGAUGUCUCUCUGGAGGACCUUGAAUGUUUUGGGACAGCAAAGAAAAAUCAAAAUUUUUUAUCCAAAAACAAGCAAACUUCAGCAGUGGAAGUGAAAAUGGAAUCUCAGUCAAGUAUAGAGGACUUAGAAUCAUUUGGGACAGUGACUGCAAGAAAACCUGCAGGUAAAGCUAAGCCUAAGGAUUCUGAUCAAGACUUGCUCAGGAAAAUUAAAGAAAUGCAUAAACCCCAGAAACAAACACUUCCCAUCAAAACUCGGCCAAUAGAAAAGACAGCUUUAGAAAUAAAAGACGUAGAAAUGAAUUCUUUAGGAAAUUCAAGUACAUGUGAAUUUCAAGGAAAAUAUACAGACACAAACUCACAUGGUGGAGAUGACAGUGUUGCAAAUUUGAAAGGACAAGUUGCGUGUGCAACAGAUACAGUUGAUGUACCAGAUGAAGAACAUUUUCACCCAGAUGUAAUAGAAAACACAGGUAUGGACUCAUUAAAUGAAAUUUCUCAGACGUCUACACUUAAUAUUAUUAAUGAUGUCACAAACAAAAGUGGAACUCAGAUGAUACCUUGGCGUACACCAGAAUUGUUAAAUGAAUGUGAAGAAAAGACUACACCAAGGAAAGCAGUAAAAAUUCCAGCAAGGAGGGCUCUGGGGAAAAGUGAGGAUGACAGCAGUGAUGAGGACGAGGACAAAUUAUACAUAAUGGAAAGUCCAAAGAAGAAGAUGGAGGUAAUUGAUGAAGCUCCUGCCAGUCCUUCACCUGCUAGUCCUGAUCCAGGAACUGAUGAGAUGGAGAUCUGCAGGAUCAUUCCAAUAGGAUCAGACUAUGCUUCUGACUCAGCUCAAAGCCCAGCAAGAUUACAAGAGUCACCCACUAGUCCAUGCAAGGAAAGUUCCACAGACUUUUCAGAAGCUUUACCUUGUCCCAUUAUUCCGCUGUGUAGAGAAAGUGAAGAUGAGACUGCUGACACUUCAAAACAGGGACAGACGCCACAACAGAACAUUCAGUUGCCAGUCGCUAGCUUUGAAAAACCUGUCAGCACAUCAUUAAGGAGAUCAAACAGGCACAAAAAUGAGAACCAAAGAAUGGAUUCAUUGAAAACAGACAGUGGUCAGUGUGAAAGGAAGACAAGUACUUUGGACAACAGUUUCAGGGAGAGUUGUGGACUUGAGGACCACCAAAUGGUUGAUGGCGAUUCUGAUGAAGAGUUAGUGAUAAGGAGGAAAAAGAGUAAGAGAGAUGUCAUCACCUCAGACAGUGAAGAUGAAGGAAAAGAAGUAAAAGCAGAAGCAGUAAAGAAAAAGAGGGGGAGGCCUAGAAAAAAUCCCAUUGUUGUAUCAGUAGCACCGAAGGAAAAUGAGAGCACAGAAAAAAAGCCAGGGGCUUCAAUUCGUAUGGUGACUCGAUCCAGAUCAUCAGUCGGAGGUACAUCAGAGGAGGAGGUAUCGGACAAGGAGGUGACAAAUAGAUCAAGGAGGAAGUGCAAGUCUGGGAUUACUACUACUAAAGAAAACAAUGUAGAGGUUGGGAAAUCUGCUGAGGAUGGUAAUGAAGUUGUAAAAGAUCAGGAAAUUGUCACCAAUCAACAAAGCUUUUCUUCUGAUACUUCUGAAGCAUCUUUUGUACAAGCUAAGAGACUGAGAUCGGAUAGUGCUGAAAACCUUCUUGGUAAAAUUGGACCACAAAAAAGAGUAAGUCGGAUUGGCAGACCACCCAUUCGUCCACCUGUGCCGAUAUCAAAACUAGAAAGCUCUAAAUCCAUACAACCAGAGGCCAAGUCGAGGGAGAAAAGCAGCAGACAAACAGACAAACUGCAGGAUAAGUUCAGCUUAGACAGCAUCUUAAAUGUGCAGCAGAAGCUCCACAAAUCUAGUGGAGAACCAAAUGUUCCUAAUUAUGCUUCUGAAAAUGUUGAUCAUAUAUUCAAGUUCCCACAGCGGAACAACGUGACCUAUAACCUUUGGGAUUUAGGGGGUUUCAGCGUCAUCGUACGAUGCAACAUUCAUGGCGUUAUAAGGGACAUAAAUCAGCAGUUAUCGUUCAUUCAUCUGGUUCCUAAAUUGGAGUACCAGUGUUUAUUCGGCAUGGAGCAAGUUACACCCAGCGAGACUGCAAGAACAUGGAUCUCCUCCUACAUCAGACCUAACUGUCGAGUUCUCAGGGCAAGAUUCCAUACACAGAGGACAGAACUUGUUUGUUUAGAAGAAUUACAACCAGCACAGAUUGUACCACCUACACAGGGCUUCAGCCCGGGAAGUGCCUUUUUGAUGCUGCAGAAUAUUUUCCACCACCUCCACCAGUUAUCUCCUGGACAAUAUCUCCUCGGUCACAAGAAAUUUUCUGAUAAAUGUAUGAUAAAGAAAGCUACAGAAGACAAUAAAAGGGGCUCAUAUGACCUACACUUUAACCAGCUGGGCUUUGCUGAUCCCGAGUUUGACCUGAAGAAGGUGCCAUGGACUCCUCUGGAUCCCACCAUUAUGCUUCCCUACCAUACAUUACAUGGCAGAAUCCCACUGACCUUUGACCCAAUUGAUUUUAAAUUUAACUACUCAUCCCAAAGUAAAAUUGCAAAGAGGAAGAAGAAGAACAAAGGGAAACGGAAUAAAGGAAAAAACAAACCUCCACAGCAGAAGUAAUGUGUGCUCAGAAGAACGGCUCAGGAGAACGGUUCAGAAGAACGGCUCAGGAGAACGGCUUCAGGAGAACGGCUCAGGAGAACGGUUCUGUGACAUGUGGUGCUGGCAUACUGUGAUUGAUCUCAUCUCAUGAUAAUAAAUAACAAAACUUAUGGUUCAAACAAA
Messenger RNA from Ostrea edulis (European flat oyster), 5267 nucleotides. Its product is annotated as little elongation complex subunit 2-like. Gene Ontology annotation, biological process: snRNA transcription by RNA polymerase II; positive regulation of transcription by RNA polymerase III; snRNA transcription by RNA polymerase III. The record is from RefSeq and is a predicted model, not a curated record. Gene Ontology annotation, cellular component: membrane; transcription elongation factor complex. The transcript has 22 exons. Lineage: Eukaryota; Metazoa; Mollusca; Bivalvia; Ostreida; Ostreidae. The coding region runs from base 363 to 5102 and encodes 1579 amino acids.